AUGUGUGGUAUAUUUGGAUAUGUUAAUUUCUUGGUCGAUAAGUCAAGAGGUGAAAUUAUUGACAAUUUAAUUGAGGGCUUACAAAGAUUAGAGUACAGAGGCUAUGAUUCUGCUGGUUUGGCUGUUGAUGGGAGUCUUGUUAAAAGCCAGGAUGGCGAAGAGGAGUACAUGGCUUCAAUAAUUGUCAAGACCCCAGGAAAAGUCAAGGUUUUAAAACAAAAACUCAUCGAUGACGAGAUCGACCGUAGUGCGGUGUUUGACAACCAUGUGGGUAUCGCACAUACAAGGUGGGCCACACACGGUCAACCAAAGACCGAGAAUUGCCACCCUCACCGUUCAGACUCGUCAAAAGCCGAGUUUAUUGUUGUUCACAAUGGUAUCAUCACCAAUUUUGCCGCUUUGAGAAAAUAUCUCGUGUCAAAAGGUCAUCAGUUUGAAAGUGAAACUGAUACCGAGUGUAUUGCUAAGUUGUUCAAACAUUUUUACGACUUGAAUUUACAAGCUGGUGUUUCACCAGACUUUAAUGAGUUGACUAAACAGGUUUUGCAUGAAUUAGAAGGCUCUUAUGGUUUAUUGGUUAAAUCUUAUCACUAUCCAGGGGAAGUUUGUGGUACUAGAAAAGGGUCUCCUUUACUAGUAGGUGUCAAAACAGAUCGUAAGUUGAAAGUUGACUUUGUUGAUGUUGAAUUUGAGACUACUGCUGCUGCGGUGGCGGCAGCCGCAGCCGCAGUUGCUCCUGUUGUCCAACAGCAGCAACUGCAACAUAAGAAUGGCCACUUGUCACCAACCUCUGCUGAUUUGGGCUUUAUUCCUGUGGUUCCAGGCGAACAAAAUUUAAGAACUUCUCAAUCAAGAGCAUUUCUUUCCGAAGACGAUUUGCCAAUGCCAGUUGAAUUCUUUUUGAGUUCUGAUCCAGCAUCGGUUGUUCAACAUACAAAAAAGGUUUUAUUUUUAGAAGAUGACGAUAUUGCUCAUAUUUAUGAUGGUGAAUUACACAUUCAUAGAGCUUCUACCAAGAGUGCGGGAGAAUCAACAGUUCGUCCUAUUCAAACUUUGGAACUUGAAUUGAAUGAAAUAAUGAAGGGUCCUUAUAAGCACUUUAUGCAAAAGGAAAUCUUUGAACAACCAGACUCAACAUUUAAUACCAUGAGAGGUAGAAUUGAUUUUGAGAAUUGUGUUGUUACCUUGGGUGGGUUGAAGGCUUGGUUGCCUACUAUAAGAAGAUGCAGAAGAAUAAUCAUGAUUGCAUGUGGUACAUCGUAUCAUUCAUGCUUGGCAACAAGGUCUAUACUUGAAGAAUUGACUGAAAUCCCUGUUAGUGUCGAAUUGGCAAGUGAUUUCCUAGAUAGAAGAUCACCCGUGUUUAGAGACGAUACGUGUGUUUUUGUUUCACAAUCUGGUGAAACUGCUGAUUCCAUAUUGGCAUUGCAAUAUUGUUUGGAAAGAGGUGCUUUAACUGUGGGUAUCGUCAACUCAGUUGGUUCUUCAAUGUCCAGACAAACACACUGUGGUGUUCAUAUCAAUGCAGGUCCUGAGAUUGGAGUUGCAUCAACAAAGGCAUAUACUUCACAAUACAUUGCCCUUGUGAUGUUUGCUCUCUCCUUAUCAAAUGACUCGAUAUCAAAAGUCAAAAGACACGAAGAAAUUAUAAAAGGAUUACAAAGGAUUCCCGAACAGAUUAAACAAGUACUCAAUUUGGAAUCCAAGAUCAAACAGUUGUGCAAUGAUAAUUUAAACGAUCAAAAAUCAUUGUUAUUAUUGGGUAGAGGUUAUCAAUUUGCCACUGCGUUAGAAGGAGCCUUGAAAAUCAAAGAGAUUUCAUAUAUGCAUUCAGAGGGUGUACUUGCUGGUGAGUUGAAGCAUGGGGUAUUAGCUCUAGUCGAUGAUCAAUUGCCAAUAAUUGCAUUUGCUACCAGAGAUUCCUUAUUUCCAAAAACAAUGUCUGCCAUUGAACAAGUUACAGCAAGAGACGGAAGACCCAUUGUUGUAUGUAAUGAAGGAGAUGCAAUCGUAUCAAACGAUAAAGUGCAUACCACCUUGGAAGUACCUCAAACUGUUGAUUGUUUACAGGGAUUGUUGAAUGUUAUCCCAGUGCAAUUGAUCAGUUACUGGUUGGCUGUGAAUAGAGGUAUUGAUGUUGACUUUCCUCGUAAUUUGGCCAAAUCCGUUACCGUUGAAUAA
Lodderomyces oxycetoniae is the source of this 2181-nucleotide messenger RNA. It is a transcript of the gene GFA1, whose product is annotated as glutamine--fructose-6-phosphate transaminase (isomerizing). Lineage: Eukaryota; Fungi; Ascomycota; Pichiomycetes; Serinales; Debaryomycetaceae. Gene Ontology annotation, biological process: UDP-N-acetylglucosamine metabolic process; fructose 6-phosphate metabolic process; protein N-linked glycosylation. Gene Ontology annotation, molecular function: carbohydrate derivative binding; L-glutamine:D-fructose-6-phosphate transaminase (isomerizing) activity. The transcript has 2 exons. Bases 1 to 2181 code for a protein of 726 amino acids. The record is from RefSeq and is a predicted model, not a curated record.